Molecule: messenger RNA, 670 nt
Organism: Exophiala viscosa
Lineage: Eukaryota; Fungi; Ascomycota; Eurotiomycetes; Chaetothyriales; Herpotrichiellaceae
Exons: 1
Coding region: 124-567 (147 amino acids)
Source: RefSeq, a predicted model, not a curated record
GGAGUGACCCUAAAUUUGCUGCAUGUGGCCUUUUGUUACUUGACGCUAUCUAAGUCAAUGCUACUCACGCUACAUGAGAACGGCCAGCUGCAGAUGUGGCUUUGAUCAACGGACUGAGGGCAGAUGACCUUGAGCGAAGUUAAACUUGGCUUAUGUCCUGCUACGAUAUCGAAAUAUGUGGUCCGCGAAUGGGGUCUCGCCUUUGCACGCGAAGCGAUGCUUUCAGCACGCCCCGUCGGUCCCUUGGAGCUCAAGGCCUUGGGGGUGAUAUCGCAGAUUGUGGAAAAGGAUCUCGAUGGGGAUGGACUUUCCCGAGCUUUGGAUCUAUAUCUCGCCAAGAUAAAAGUCGCGGCACCGAAGGCCUCGAGCAUGUGCAAAGAGCUCGUCCGCCUCGAGUGGAAAGAAGCUGGAUCACCGAAGCAGGCUUCUGGUAUCAAGGCGUUGUUUGACGAGAUGAUGAAAGCGGAUGGCGAAGCGGCCCUUGGACUGCAGCAGUUUCAGUCAGGGGUAAAAUCGCCACGAUGGGACGAGCUGCUACUGUCAAAUCCAAUUAGAGCAAAGCUUUGAGACAAUAGCGCAUGAAAGAGCGUGGGUAGGAAGCAAGCAAGAAAAAUCGAUUACCUGCAUCCUGCAUUUACACUGUCUCAAGUUCCAAUGUUUGAAUUGUGCG